UCCAUCCCCGCUCAGCCCAAGAAAAACCCCAUUCGCCGGCCACGGCGACAAGAUCCCGUUAUUUAUACGCACCGCUCGCUCGCUCUUCACCAGAUGCCACAUACAUACAAGCAUCCAUCACCGAUCGCAUGAGCAUUUCACAAGCAACUCGACCAGAUCGAUCGCACACCAAGGAGUAGCAAUGCCUUGCUUGGCGCACCACCACCACCACCCCAGGCUCCCGGCCGCUAACCACUGCAAGUCCCUCUCCUGCCUCAUCAGGGAGACCUACGCGCACUGCCAUGUCCCCUGCAUCAGGAUCCCCGGCGCCGGGUGGAGCUCCGACGACGACGACGACGACGACGCGCUCGACACGAAGCAGGUGAUACUCAACGAGAUUAGGAACCGGCAGCUGAGGAAGGAGUCGAGGUGCAGCGUGGACUCGCCGGCUCUGUCCAGCGCCUUCAUCUGGUUCUUCACCCCGCUCGACCCGAGGAGCGUUCUGGAGAAGGUGUCGAGCCCUGAGAAGCACGUCCUGGUGGGGGAGGAGAAGGAAGGGGCAGAGGCGGAGGCGGGCAGCGACGCCGGCGACGUGGAGAGCGAGGCCUUCUUCUCGGUGAAGAGCUUCUUCACGCGCAGCACGAGCAGGGCGGCGACCGUGGCGUCGUUGACGGACAUGGACCCGCCGGCGACGUGGGACGGCUUCAGGAACUGCGAGGGGUGGCCGUUCGGGCUGUGCCGUCGCCCCGCCGUGCCGCCGCUGCCCAGCACGCCGGCCGACUCGUGGAAAUGGCGCAAGCAGAGCAGCGGCCGCAACCUGGCCGCGAGUCCGCGUCCUGCGUACAGUCACAACAAGAUCACAACGAGUUAAGCGGCGGCGCCGCCAUUAACAAGCAACAAGUUUAUAAUUGAGCCGCCCGUUCGUUAGCAGACACACCGACCUGCUUAGCUAAGACUGGGGUAUUUUCUAUGUGCUCGUCGGUAUUUGGUUUAACCUUGCACCUAAUACCGGGAAGCACAUGAAAAUCACACCUAAUAAUCUAUAUACAGGGGUACGAGAUGUGUGACGAAUAUCUAUUUCAGGUGUCUUUGGCCUCCUCCUUGAUUUGA
Messenger RNA from Hordeum vulgare subsp. vulgare (domesticated barley), 1089 nucleotides. RefSeq lists its product as uncharacterized. Lineage: Eukaryota; Viridiplantae; Streptophyta; Magnoliopsida; Poales; Poaceae. The transcript has 2 exons. Bases 182 to 850 code for a protein of 222 amino acids. The record is from RefSeq and is a predicted model, not a curated record.